AUGGCGUGGGAUCAUUUAGAUAUCGAUAAGCCCCAUCUGGCGUACAUGAUCCUGGGUGGGUUUACCAGUCUGUUUAUGUUAUGUUCGCUCUUCGUCAAGGAGAAGCUGUACAUCGGCGAAGCCACCGUUGCCACUCUAUGUGGUAUCAUCUUCGGGCCUCAUGCGGCCAACCUCUUCAACCCCAUGUCCUGGGGCAAUGUCGACAAGAUCACGCUGGAAUGCUCGCGCAUCGUCCUGGUUGUCCAGUGCUUUGCCGUCGGAGUCGAAUUGCCCAAGGCCUACAUGGAACGCCACUGGAAAUCGGUGUUUUUGCUGCUGGUACCCGUCAUGACCUGGGGCUGGCUAAUCACGAGCCUGUUCAUCUGGUGGAUGGUGCCGCCUCUCUCGUGGCUCGAGAGUCUGAUCUGCGCCUCCUGUGUCACCGCCACCGACCCCGUUCUCGCCUCUUCGGUCGUCGGUAAAGGUAAAUUCGCUCGCCGAGUGCCCAAGCACUUGCGAGACCUCUUGUCCGCCGAGUCCGGCUGCAACGACGGCAUGGCCUUCCCGUUCAUUUAUCUGGGGUACUACAUCUGGCGCUACCGCCCCCAUGCGGGCGAGGUGUCGCUGCAUUGGUUCUGUGUAACCAUCCUGUACGAGUGUAUUUUUGGUGCGGUCUACGGGUUUAUCAUUGGGUAUCUGGCCCGGCACGCGAUCAAACUCGCCGAAAGGAAGGGGCUCAUCGAUCGUGAAAGUUUCCUGGUCUUCUACUUUGUGCUCGCCGUCUUCUGCGCCGGCUCGGGCAGUCUACUGGGCAUGGACGACCUCCUGAUCGGCUUUGCCGCCGGUGUGGGCUUUAGUAAUGACGGAUGGUUUACGGAGAAGACAGAGGAGUCCCACGUGUCCAACGUCAUCGAUUUGCUACUCAACUUGGCUUACUUUGUGUAUUUUGGAUCGAUCAUUCCCUGGGAGGACUACAACAACCCAUCGAUUGGUCUGCAGCCCUGGCGACUGGUUGUGAUAGCGAUCUUGGUCAUCUUCUUCCGUCGCAUUCCGAUCAUGCUGAUAUUGAAACCGAUUAUACCCGAUGUGAAAACAUGGCGCGAGGCAUUGUUCGCUGGCCAUUUCGGGCCGAUUGGCGUCGGCGCGAUCUUUGCGUCGAUCUUAGCACGGGCCGAACUGGAGGGACAUGGCACCAGUCCAUUAGGGGAAUCAGAGCUUCCGGCGGCUGGUUCUUCGAAUUACUAUAUCGUUCAGCUCAUUUGGCCAAUUACGACCUUCAUGGUCAUUUCCUCGAUUUUGGUUCACGGCUCCUCUAUCGCCGUCUUUACUCUCGGCAAGCGGAUCAACACCCUGACCAUCACGUUGUCCUACACCACCGCCAACGAAGAGGGUCCCUCCUGGAUGAAUCGUCUGCCGCGGGUGCAAUCCCUCGCCAAGGGUUCUAUGUCCUUCCGCAAACCGGAUGAGGAUGAAUCCUCCAACGAACCCGAUUAUCCUCCGGGUACACUGCCUCCGAUUGGAGUUCCGGGUAACUUCUUGCGUCGUCAGAAGGAAGACGAAACGGACCCGGCACGUGCCCGAUCGACGAGUAGGACCCGCAGAAGACGCCGCAGACGCAACGAUGGAGCGGGUGGUCCCAUCAGCCAGUCGGCCAUCGCGCCUCAGCGAACCGCAGAUAUUGAGAAAUCCGAGAAGCAGGAAGAGGAACGCGAAGAGGAGGAAGAACGCGAUAGAAUCGAACGGGAAUCCUCUCCUCCUAACCGGGAGCGCGAUCGCUUCGGCCAAGAGCCCGUCAUGGAAGUAUACCUGGAGGGUCAUAACAUGAUCAUGGAGGAUGAAGAGGGUAACGUUCUGAAGGUCCAAGACGUCAGUCACAUGUCCGCAGAAGAGCAGAAACAACACAUCGAGGAACAGCGGCAGAAGUUACAACAGAAUUCAGCCGAGUUUGCUCCCUCUCGCUCACAUCCCCACGAGAAGGACGAAGGCGAGGAAAUCGAGAAGACCUUGGAAGAAAAGGCCGAACGUUCUGUCGAAAAGACUCGGAAGAUGAUUGGUAACUGGAUGAAAUUCGGCAAGGGCGGCGAUCGUGUCCAGGUGCCCGUUCACACCGAGGAGGAAAAGGCUGCAGCCAAGCGCAAGGCCGAGAAAGAAGUUCACAAGCGCAAGGGCAAAGGCCGCUCCGCUCAUGCGUACCAGUUUGGCAACACGAUUAUCGUUGAGGACGAAGAUGGCGAGGUCAUCAAGAAGUACUCGAUCCCCGCGAAAGAAAAGCCCAAGCCUGAGGGUAACGCUCCGGUUCGACGAGGACUGACCCGGAUGGGUACCUGGUUCGGCAUGGAGGAAGAGGGUGAAAGCUCGCAAGCGGCCCGCAAGGCGGCGCAGGACGAAUGGCUGGCAGAUGACGGUCUGCGUUUCACCUUGGCUGACGAUGGCGACGUCGGAAAGCGCGGCAUCGAACACAAGGGUCGUCGCAUGACCAAGCAUGAAUUCGCUCAACAGAUCCGCAACCUGGGCCCCAAGGCUCGUCGCGAUGUGGUGGAGGAAACCGAUGCCCCGGAGCGGGUGAAGGACACUGACCUCAGCGACGAUGAAUCGGGCCAUGGGGUUCCCGGCGACAACGUCGCCGCCUCUCUGGCCCGGUUCAGUCGUGGUACCGCCGCCGAUGAGCGGCGCUCCCGCCACCUGAGUCCGAAAUCAUCGUCUCCGAAGACGCAAGCUCGAUCGCGCAGAGAUUCCGAGGAUGACGGCACCGAGCGUGUGCCGCCCGCUCAAUUGCGCGAAGCGGCUGGCCUCGCCCGUCCGCCUCAGCAGGCCGAUGACGAUACGGGCGAAACGCCCGCCGAGCGACGGCGUCGUUUGGCUGCACUGGGUGAAAUCAACAACUCGGACGAUUCGGAUGACUCCGAUACUCCGGUGGAUGAUGCGGAUGAAUCCGACAGCGAGAACAACGGCCCAAACCAUAGCAGGGUGCAGUUCGCCGAUGGCACCAAGGACAGUCGCCAGCAGUCAUUCAACGGUGGUAGCUCGGGUGAAGCCCAGGAUACGGGUUCGACCUACUCGCGCCACAGCCGCAGUGCCAGCCGUCGCAGCAUUUCCUGGGGAGGUGAGAAAGGACGAGAGACAUGA
Aspergillus fijiensis CBS 313.89 is the source of this 3105-nucleotide messenger RNA. Its product is annotated as Na+/H+ antiporter Nha1. Gene Ontology annotation, molecular function: sodium:proton antiporter activity. The coding region runs from base 1 to 3105 and encodes 1034 amino acids. The transcript has 2 exons. Gene Ontology annotation, biological process: proton export across plasma membrane; regulation of membrane potential; intracellular potassium ion homeostasis. Lineage: Eukaryota; Fungi; Ascomycota; Eurotiomycetes; Eurotiales; Aspergillaceae. Gene Ontology annotation, cellular component: plasma membrane. The record is from RefSeq and is a predicted model, not a curated record.